AUGGCAAGCGACGACGACGCUACGAUAAGAGAAGGAGAAGAUUGUGUUGUAGACGAAGGGACUGGGAAGGGAUUCGAUUUGGUCAUCCUCAUAGUCUUCACAAAAUCGAUCCAUAAGGGACAUCGGCCACCACAACAUCGAAAAUGUUUGCAAGUCAGCAUACUCAUCAAAAAACGAUAUUGCAAGGAACAAACAAAUCAUGUCGUUCCUGGAAAAGUUUUGAAACUUGAACCAAAAUUUGAGGAGGCGUUAGCACAUCAACAAGUUGCAGAUAAUUUGAAAGACAGACGAGAAGGUGAAGAGGACUUCAAGGUUGCAGAUAAUUUGAAAGACAGACGAGAAGGUGAAGAGGACUUCAAGGUGAAAACUAUGGAACAUAUGAAGAUCCCAUUAAAAGAUAUAAAGUUGGUUCAUUUCCAAAGGUCUAAAGAUGACCCAGAAUUUCUGCUCAAGAUGGCUAAACGUUGCUUCGAGAAAAAAAUUAUCAAUGAGAUUAUCGACUCGAAGUUCAAGAAAGAAUUCGAGAAAUCCGGCUCUUCCAUUCUAGAUGACGAAACCUGCCCAGAUUCCAUAAAGAUAUAUGCAUCAAUUGCAUAUAAAUGUUGCAAUGAAAAACGAGAGGAUCGUCCUAUAAUAGCUGAAGUCGUGAAAGAACUUGAGAAAGCAUUGAAGUCUCAUGUAAACCGGGUGGAGGCCUUUAGAAUAACACUUGGCGACAUUAGGUCUGCUACAAAUGACUUCCGUGAUAAAAUAGAGCAAGGACCAGCAGGUGAGGUGUACUGUGGAGAACUUCAUCAUGCUGAGACAGAACAUAUGAUUCAUGGCACUUUAGGUUAUCUUGAUCCACUCUAUGCGACCACAAGUUCCCUUACACAAGAAUCGGACGUUUAUUCUUUUGGUGUGAUUUUAUUUGAAAUCUUAUCUGGGAGAUUGGCAAAUGAAAGGAUUGAAAUUGAUCAGCAACAGCCACUUCUUGAAGUUCCAAACGUUGAACUUCAACUAAACAGUGCAAGUGGUACAGGCAACGACAACGAGCCAGUGGCUUUUCUUGCAAAUUGGGCAUCAAAAUGUUUCAAAAACAAAAAAAUAGAAGAUAUUAUCUUUCAUGCUAUAAAGAAAGAAAUUGACCCAAUGUCUUUGGUGAUAUUUUCAACGAUUGCGUAUCAAUGCUUGAUGGAACAACGGACUGACCGCCCAACAAUGACUAAGGUUGUAGAAGAACUUGAAAAAGCCCUUGAUUGCCAAGAUGAGUGGGAAUGGGAGCAAAAAUUACCUACAGAUUAUAAAGAAAUAAUCCAGAUGUCAAAACGUCCGGUGGCCUCUACAAUCAGAAAGAAGGAUAUCCAUUCCCUCAUGUCUUCGGGAAUGCUACUUCACAAUGAAAAAUGGUUUUCAAUAAGCAUGGACGGAGCAAGAAAUGAAAUGGCAUCUGCAAAAACAUUUUCAUACGGCGAUGUUUCUUCUGUGAAGUGGAAAUCGCUACAAAAGUCAAGAUUCCCAAAGGUCGCAAGGAUACCUGAUAUCUCAAAUCUCAAUAUCGAAAUUAAGAUAAAAACUCAAUUUCUAACUCCAGAGAUGAUGUAUGGAGCUUACCUAGUGUUCAAGUUUUGUGAUAAAAGAAAGGUUUCUAGCAGGCCGUUAUACGUGAACCUAAAAUAUAUGAUGGCAGGUGAGACCUUAAGUGCAUAUUUUGCAGAGUGGGAAGUUGGAACCGAGUGGUUGAAAGUCAAACUGUUCCAAUUUUCGAGUAAUAAUGGAAGUAUCGAUGUUGAGAUUCUACUAGAAAGCUUGUCUCAGUAUUAUUGUGGCAGAGGGGCCAUAUAUAUUGAAGGCAUAGAGUUUCAGGCCAUUCGAAGUGUUGAUUUUGAACACAAUAACGAAUUGAAGGAUGGAACAAACAGUGAAGGAGUUUUGAAUACACAGUUGGACAUGGACUGGGUGGAAAAAAUGUUAUAUCAUUACGAAAAAAUUAUCAGGAGGUAUGGGAAGAAUGUCCAUGUUGCCAAUGGAAUUGAUAAUAAAGAGGUGAUUUAUCGCCUUCUUUCUGAGGGAAUUCAUAUUGACAAGGGUGAAAAGUUUUUCUCACUAAGCAAAGCGAUGAAGAAUUGCCACAUGCUAACGGCAUCAUCAGUUAUAUACAAUUCCUUAAACUUAAAGUUCAGCAAGCCUCCAACUGGAUUAAGGUGCAGAUUUGCAAAGGUUGCAAAAAUUCUGUCUCACCAGGAUUUCCGUAUCAAAUGUGACAUAGAGACACAAAUGCUCUCAUCAGAUACAACCUACGCUUGUUUCCUUGUGUUCAAACUUUCAAAAAAAUGCCGUGGUCUUAAGUGCCCAGUGAAGACUCGUGAUUUAGUACCCCAUAGAAAGGAAAGAACCAAAAUCAUUUCUUUCAGGUACCCAAGCACAGUGAAUUUGGACAAAAUCAAAUGGAUUCCAAAACAGAGAGAAGAUGGAUGGAUGGAGGUUAUAGUGUGGGAAACUAUCUUUGAUAACACCCAUAAUGAUGAGUAUAUUCCUAUGGAUUUGAAACUGACAUGUUUUGAAGGAAAUAUGUCUGGUCUUAUUGUGUAUGGAAUUGAGUUCCGUCCUAUAGCAUAAGUGUAUAUUAAGUAAAAUUUAUACAUGCUGUUCUAAGUGUAUAGUAACUGUUAUUACAUCUUUUGUACUUUUAUAUUAACUUAAAGGCUCAAUAGAAGAUAUUGCCCC
This is a messenger RNA of Lactuca virosa, 2706 nucleotides long. The record is from the annotation of a GenBank genome assembly. Lineage: Eukaryota; Viridiplantae; Streptophyta; Magnoliopsida; Asterales; Asteraceae.